AAAGCGGCGGUGCGCUAAAACGUGAGCAAAAAAAGCUGCGGCUUUCCUUUCGACUUCUUCUCUCUCCGGUUCUUCUGCUAUCGUCAAUUCCUCCACGGCUUUUCACGCCACGCUUUUCAGUGUUUUUAUUACCUAUUUCGUUCCGAAUCCAUCAUCCAGCUGUGACUGGAUUUCAACUAUCCUAAAACCCGUUCCGAUUAUUUGACUGCUUGACAGCAGACGGUCGCAACCAUGUCUGAUCCGCUACUUUUCGAAGACACCUUCACGAUCACCGGAGUCAACCAGCAGAAAUAUGACCGUGUCUCUCGUUUGACCUGCACUUCCUCCGACCAGUACACAUCAUUCACCUUGGAUGUCAACACGGAGCUCUACCCCUGCGCGGUCGGCGAGAACGUCAACCUGGCCCUCGCAUCGACACUUUCGCUGGAUGGAAAGGAUGACCCUGCGGCAAAGACCAGCUGGAGAGAUGUCGGAAUGGGCGAACAAACUCUGGCGAAUGACUAUGACUACGUCUGCCACGGAAAGGUCUACCGAUUCGAGGAGGGAGCGACCGCUGGAAGCAUGGCGGUCUUUAUUUCCUUUGGUGGACUGCUGCUUUACCUUGAGGGGCCCUACAAGAAGCUGGCACCCUUGAGAAUUGACUAUGUGUACCUGCUUCUUAAGAAAUAAAGAAAUCUCUGUCUUAUCACUUGAUUGUCUUCGGACUUAUGCGGCCUAAUGCGUUAAAUUGGCACGCUGGAUAGUCAGAAAAGUUGGUUGUAUUUGAUUGACAUAUUU
Molecule: messenger RNA, 777 nt
Organism: Aspergillus wentii DTO 134E9
Lineage: Eukaryota; Fungi; Ascomycota; Eurotiomycetes; Eurotiales; Aspergillaceae
Product: DNA-directed RNA polymerase core subunit RPB8
Exons: 2
Coding region: 232-669 (145 amino acids)
Biological process (GO): DNA-templated transcription
Cellular component (GO): RNA polymerase II, core complex; RNA polymerase I complex; RNA polymerase III complex
Molecular function (GO): DNA-directed RNA polymerase activity
Source: RefSeq, a predicted model, not a curated record